UGUCUCCACGCCACGAUCCCCCACAUCCCCUUUUGGCCUUUUCCCUCCUCUCCUCUCGCCGCCACCUGCUCUUGUUCUAUCGGUCUAUCCCUCCGCGUCGUCGGGCAUCUCACGACCGCCACGCCAAGUCAAAAAAGAUCGAGUAGCCAGUAGGUGGUAGUUGUGCACGACAGCACGAGGGAUGGUGGCCGUGCCUACCGCGGCGAUGGCGAGCUCGCUUCUCCUGCGGCCGCGCGCCUCCUUCCGGCGGACGCUCCCGCCGCCACCUCCUUCCAGCCGCCGGGCAUUGCCGGCCACGCUGCUCCAAGCCGCGAGCACCCAGCAGAAGCAGCCGGGCCUUUCGGCGAGAAGCUACGAGGGCGAGCGGCGGCAGCCGGCCGGGACGCGGCUCUACUCGCUGGCGCCCUACCCUCUCCUGCUCGCCGCGCUGCUGCCUGGAGCCGAGCCGGUGACGGCCGUGUUCGCGCCGUUCGUGGAGCUGGUGAAGACGUUGGACCUCCCCGGCUGGCUCGUGCACUGGGGCCACCCAGGCAACAUGGCUGUGGUGCUAUUUGCAAUGGGUGGCUACGGGACAUACCUCGGCUUCAGGAUCAAACUAUCAGAUGAUCCAGAAGAGAAGGCCAAGGCCAAAGAUCUCCAUCCGAAGCUCCUGGCCGGCAUGUUCUUCUUCUUCGCCCUCGGCGCUACAGGCGGUGUCACCGCUCUUCUUACCUCAGACAAACCAAUCUUUGAAAGUCCUCAUGCAGUAACUGGAGUCAUCGGCCUUGCACUCUUGACCAUUCAGUCUAUUCUUCCAAAAUUAUUCGAGGGGAACCCAGGGCUUAGGACUACACAUGGUCUACUCGGCAGUGGCAUCAUGACUCUGUUUCUAAUCCAUGCAGCAUUCGGCCUGCAGCUUGGGCUCAGUUUCUAACUUUUGGCUAGAAUAUCUUGGGGUUUGCUUCUUUCUGAUUGUUUUUGGAGAUUUAACCGACUCUUGUUAUUAUCACACGAGGCAUCCCCUUAUAAAGAAAAAUAAUGUAAGAGAAAGCAAAUUUAUUAUCCUUGUCUUUGUUCGUGAUUA
Molecule: messenger RNA, 1063 nt
Organism: Setaria italica (foxtail millet)
Lineage: Eukaryota; Viridiplantae; Streptophyta; Magnoliopsida; Poales; Poaceae
Exons: 6
Coding region: 182-913 (243 amino acids)
Cellular component (GO): membrane
Source: RefSeq, a predicted model, not a curated record